Trichoderma gamsii is the source of this 1014-nucleotide messenger RNA. RefSeq names its product glutathione S-transferase. The transcript has 7 exons. NCBI's taxonomy places the organism in Eukaryota, Fungi, Ascomycota, Sordariomycetes, Hypocreales, Hypocreaceae. Gene Ontology annotation, cellular component: cytoplasm. The record is from RefSeq and is a predicted model, not a curated record. Gene Ontology annotation, molecular function: glutathione transferase activity. The coding region runs from base 1 to 1014 and encodes 337 amino acids.
AUGUCUAACGGCAACAUUACAAACUGGAAGUCUUUUUCUGAUGAAAAGGGCAAUUUCAAGCGCCCUCAAGCUGUCCUUCGUAACAGUAUCUCCAACAAGCCCGGAUCGAAAUUCCCCGCAGAACGAAAUAGAUAUCAUCUCUACAUCAGCUAUGCUUGCCCUUGGGCACAUAGGAUCCUGAUUGCCCGGAAGCUCAAAGGCUUAGAAGACAUCAUCCCAUUCACAUGUGUGCACUGGCUUCUUAAAGACGGCGGAUGGCGGUUUGUAACUGCCGAAGAUAACGAUGCCGAAGGAGAAAAUGCUGUUCCUGACCCUCUGCACGAGGGAUUUACUCAUCUACGUCAAGUUUAUUACGAGACUGACGCUGACUACCAAGCCCGGUUCAGCGUGCCAGUCUUGUAUGACAAAAUCCAAAAGACAAUUGUAAACAACGAAAGCAGUGAAAUCCUCCGCAUGUUUGGCACAGAGUUUGACGACAUCAUUGAUCCAAAAUAUCGCGACGUGUCGUUGUAUCCCAAGGCGCUGCAGAGCCAGAUUGAUGAAGUUCACGAGUGGCAUUACGACAACAUCAACAACGGCGUGUACAAAUGCGGCAUUGCCAGCACUCAAGAAGCAUAUGAGCGUGUCGUAACAGAGCUUUUCGAAGCUCUUGACAAGGUUGAGGACCAUCUUGCAUCGACUGGUGGGCCUUACUGGUUUGGCCAAAGCCUCACUGAAGUCGAUAUCCGGCUAUACGUCACAGUGAUCCGUUUCGAUCCGGUAUAUGUUCAGCAUUUCAAAUGCAAUAUUCGAGAUAUCCGAUCUGGCUACCCAAACAUUCACAAGUGGUUACGAAAUCUAUACUGGAAUAUCCCAGCGUUCAAGGAAACUACGAAUUUCCAUCAUAUCAAGAAUCAUUACACCAAAAGCCAUACUCCUAUCAAUCCAUUAUCAAUCACGCCCGUUGGGCCACUUCCGCAUAUCCUCCCUCUGGACAGGGAGGUGGCCGCUGUGGAAGCAGCUGCACAACUUUGA